AUGAGUGAAACGUCAGAUUCAAAGCAGCCAGCUAUCUUUGCCAUCACCAUCAUCUUUGCUUCUGUCAGUACUGUUCUUGUAGGCCUGCGAUUAUAUCACCGGGUUCUGAUCAAACAGUUUUAUUGGGAUGAUGGCCUCAUAUGCAUGGCAUGGGCAUUAGCCGUUGCGCAAGCGGGUGUGUUUCUCAAGUUCGUCGUUCUGACGAACCAGGGACAUUACAUCUGGAAUAUCUCUACACCCACCGUGGACCAACGCGUCGAGGCGGACAAGUGGAACAUGGCCCAGCAGCUGUUAUACAACCCAAUCUUAUGUCUCGUGAAAGCAUCAGCACUGGUCUUUCUGAUAAGACUAGGCGACCAAAGGACCUUAAUCUAUUGGAGUUUGCAUGGUCUCUGGUGGUUCAACAUUGGGCAUAUGGUAUCCGUCUUCUUCGCCGCUUUGACGCAAUGUCUGCCUAUCCACAUGUAUUGGGACCACUACUACACGGACAAGAAUAUCAACGGCAAGGUGGUCAACCCAAACUAUGAGUGCUACGAUAUGGCCACCUUUUCCCUCGUCACCGCCGGCCUCGCGAUCCUAACGGACAUACUCAUACUCCUUGUACCCGUAGUCAUGAUGUGGAACUUGCGCAUGGCCAUCCGCCAGAAAUUCGCUGUCGGCGCUGUACUUUCUGUCGGCUGGAUCGUAGCUAUCCUCGGCAUCGUCCGGUUCAAAGUUUUUUAUGACUUUUGGUACCCAUCUGGUACCUCUACAGACCCCGCGUACAACGUCUCCAUAACUCUCUCCGGUAUCGAGGUCAACGUCGCGAUUAUGGCCGCCUGCGGACCCGCGCUCAAAGCCUUGGUAACACGAUGCGCACCUCAUCUCUUCGGCUCCAAGAGCAGCACUCGCCCUACGACGAACGUUUACUACUCGCGCGAAUACGAAAUGAACUCGGGUGCUUGCACAACAAAGAAUAGUCGCUUCAUUACGACGGCGCUUCGACAACACGACGAUGACGGCGACAGUCAAGAGCAUAUCGUGCGCGACAGCUGUUCGCAUACGGACAACAAAAGUAUAGAAGCGCCUUUGACAGAAGAACCGGUAGUGCCAUCAAACAGCCAUAUAUUGCGCGAUAACGAGGGCUGA
Molecule: messenger RNA, 1128 nt
Organism: Alternaria atra
Lineage: Eukaryota; Fungi; Ascomycota; Dothideomycetes; Pleosporales; Pleosporaceae
Exons: 2
Coding region: 1-1128 (375 amino acids)
Source: RefSeq, a predicted model, not a curated record